Messenger RNA from Ustilaginoidea virens, 369 nucleotides. RefSeq lists its product as uncharacterized. NCBI's taxonomy places the organism in Eukaryota, Fungi, Ascomycota, Sordariomycetes, Hypocreales, Clavicipitaceae. Bases 1 to 369 code for a protein of 122 amino acids. The transcript is spliced from 2 exons. The record is from RefSeq and is a predicted model, not a curated record.
AUGAGCAAUGAAAAGGGGUCGUUCACGCAAAAUGACGUCUCCUUUGCUCAGAUCCUUGGUGGCGAAUGCUCCAAGACCUGCUACCUGGGAUGGCAGGACCGCUUGCUCGACCAAGGCAGAGGCCGCACAGUCUUCGACAUGGUUUCUCUCCCCAAGAUUCGGAUGGCACGCCUGAUCGACGUCGUUUUCGGGGCCGUUUGUCGUGGAAUGGCGCAUCUCGGGAGGCAUGUGGUCGGUAGGAGGAGCCAUUUCCCCUCGGGCAGCCGAACAGGGUUCGUUUGCAUGAUUUGCCGUCGUGGCAGUUUCGCCAUCCUGCACGUGUCCGACGUCGAGGCUGCUUUUGCAAAGCUCACCUCGCAAGCCCUGUGA